This is a messenger RNA of Drosophila suzukii, 866 nucleotides long. RefSeq names its product proteasome beta1 subunit (gene Prosbeta1). Lineage: Eukaryota; Metazoa; Arthropoda; Insecta; Diptera; Drosophilidae. Gene Ontology annotation, cellular component: proteasome core complex. The record is from RefSeq and is a predicted model, not a curated record. Gene Ontology annotation, molecular function: threonine-type endopeptidase activity.
UUCCAUGACUUGUAACACUGUCAAAAACAAGCCAGUCAUUUCGUGCGGCUUUUCAACUCAAUAAACAGCAACUGUAAAUUGAAUUGUGACAAAUCUAAGGCUCAAAAUGCUUCCCGACUUUGAUUUCACCGACACGCCGGUCAGCACUGGCACCACCAUCAUGGCCGUGGAAUUCGACGGCGGAGUGGUCAUUGGGGCCGAUUCCCGCACUAGCUCGGGCGCCUAUGUUGCCAACAGGGUCACCGACAAGCUGACCCGCAUCACGGACAAGGUCUACUGCUGCCGCAGCGGCUCCGCCGCCGACACCCAGGCCAUCGCGGACAUUGUGGCCUACUCGCUGAACUAUCACGAGAACCAGACCAACAAGGAAGCCCUGGUCUUCGAGGCCGCCUCCGAGUUCCGCAACUACUGCUACAGCUACCGCGAGUCUCUGCUCGCCGGCAUCAUUGUGGCUGGCUGGGAUGCACAGCGCGGUGGACAGGUGUACAGCAUCCCCUUGGGCGGCAUGCUCACCCGCGAGUCCUGCACCAUAGGCGGUUCCGGAUCCAGCUUUAUCUACGGAUUCGUUAGGGAGCACUACCGCCCCAACAUGCAGCUGGAGGAGUGCGUCGCGUUUGUCAAGAAGGCUGUCCAGCACGCCAUUUACCACGACGGCAGCUCCGGCGGUGUGGUGCGCAUUGGCAUCAUCACCAAGGAUGGCAUCGAGCGCCGCAUCUUCUACAACACAGAAUCGGGCGCAUCCGCAGUCUCCAGCACUCCCAGCUUUGCCUCCUCAGCAUAAAUAUUAAACGUACCCCAAUAAGAUCGAUCGGCGGUGGAGUUGCAAACUCGCCUCAUUCAAAUAAACUUGGUUUUUGUAAUACGAA